Messenger RNA from Bursaphelenchus okinawaensis, 1146 nucleotides. The record is from the annotation of a GenBank genome assembly. NCBI's taxonomy places the organism in Eukaryota, Metazoa, Nematoda, Chromadorea, Rhabditida, Aphelenchoididae.
AUGGGCAGGUACAGAAGUCGCAGUCCUAGUCCAUAUACUAAACCUAGCGACAAGAGAGAGGAAGAUAAAUAUUGGGAAAGGUAAGAAAGCGUAAUGUUAAUACAAUUGCUUUAGACGUCGUGAAAAACGAGCUAACAUAGCAGCAGACGGAGUACGACGAGUAUGGGGACUGUCGCCAACUCGUGAUGAGCUACAACAGAUAUACGAAGAGUAAGUCAUUAUAAAUUUUUAACUUUAAUGUUUAGGUUUGACGAGAUUCGAAGAAAGAAAGAAUCAGAAGAUAAGAAGGCUGAAAAAGUCAAAGUAAAACAGGAAAAGAAGCACAAAAAGCGCAAAAGAGAAAGGAGUUCAUCAGCAGAAUCAGAAGUAGAAGAAAAAAGGAAGAAGAAGAAAAAGAGAAAGAAGGAAAAGAAGAGCAAAUCAAGCAAAAAACACAAAAAGAAGAAGUCGGAAUCGUCAGAAAGUUCUUCAGGUAAUGAACAAGACACAAAAGAUGAAGAGUGGGUGGAAUUAACAAAAGAGAUCAGAGAGGAAGUAGAACAACAACAACGUAUUGAAGAAAUUGGACCUCAAAUUCCAGAACAUUUACUUAAGAAGAAUGAAGUCAAGUAUUUUGAAUUGGAUGCGAAGUAAGUAAAACAACAAGUUUGUACUAUAGUCUAUAGCUCUUUUCAGAUGAUUUAAAAGUGAAGUAAUUUCAAUCUACAGUAAUCUAAUUUCUCUGUUUGUAAUAAGUUAUUACUUAUAUUUUGAUUUUUAGUGACCGGAAGAACAUGCCCAGAGGAGAAGCAGCAGCUAUGGCCGCUUAUGCAGCACAAGGUAAACGUAUACCCAGAAGAGGUGAGAUUGGAUUGUCAUCUGAUGAAAUAGCAACGUUUGAGCAAGUCGGAUAUGUGAUGAGCGGAACUCGACAUAAGAGUAUGGAAGCUACGCGAUUAAGGAAAGAAAAUCAAGUAAGUUUUAAAUGCUAUUUUCAGUGACAUUUCUAGUGUAAUUUUGUUUAUGGCAAAUUUUUGUUUUCAGAUAUUGACGGCAGAAGAGAAACGUCUUCUUAGUGGAUUCACUUCAGAACAGCGAAAAGAAAAGGAGGAUGCGGUUAUGAAUCAGUUUAAAAGUUUGGUAUCUUCUAAACGUGUACAGCAAUAA